Molecule: messenger RNA, 438 nt
Organism: Paracoccidioides brasiliensis Pb18
Exons: 2
Coding region: 1-438 (145 amino acids)
Source: RefSeq, a predicted model, not a curated record
AUGCCUCCAAGGACAGGGCCAUUGGGUACCCCUGCAAGCAACAACAUGGAUAGGGGCGAACACGAAUACGGGGAAAACUCAGAUUCCUUGUCAAAUACUACUAAGGAUCCCAUUAAGGAUAAAGUUGAUGAAUUUUGCAAAGAUGCAAAGAUCAAGUUGGAAGAAAAGCAUAUAGUCAUCCUCACUGAAGUCAACUAUCUGGAAUGGAAGAGCUCUAUCCUUGCAGAUGCUCAUUUGAUUCAGGUAAAAGAUGUUCUCAACAAACAACAAACAGCACCUUCUACCACAGUUCCUCUGGAAAUUGAGCUUUGGAAUAAGAAAAAUGAACUUCUUUACAUAAGGAUCUUUCAAUCUUUGAAUGUAACUGUACGCGAUUCCCUAGGACCACUGGAUGAAAAUUUCUAUCUAGUAGCAACUAUAUGGAAGAAUCUUGCUUAG